Messenger RNA from Chanos chanos (milkfish), 499 nucleotides. It is a transcript of the gene rpl22l1, whose product is annotated as ribosomal protein L22-like 1. Gene Ontology annotation, biological process: cytoplasmic translation. NCBI's taxonomy places the organism in Eukaryota, Metazoa, Chordata, Actinopteri, Gonorynchiformes, Chanidae. The record is from RefSeq and is a predicted model, not a curated record. Gene Ontology annotation, cellular component: ribosome. The transcript has 4 exons. Gene Ontology annotation, molecular function: RNA binding; structural constituent of ribosome. The coding region runs from base 13 to 393 and encodes 126 amino acids.
UCCUUUUCCAUCAUGGCACCGAAAAAGCAGACUCUCGUCAAAAAGAGCAAAAAGGGAACCUCGUGGACCUUUACCCUUGACUGCACUCAUCCGGUUGAGGAUGGUAUUCUGGACCCAGCGAAUUUUGAGACAUUCCUCAAGGAGAAGGUGAAGGUUAAUGGCAAAACAGGCAAUCUGGGAAAUGUAGUGCAGAUCGUUCGGCAGAAGAACAAGAUCAGUGUCACAUCACAGAGACAGUUCUCCAAAAGAUAUCUGAAGUACCUCACAAAGAAGUACCUGAAGAAGAAUAACCUGCGUGACUGGUUGAGGGUUGUGGCUUCUGACAAGGAGAGCUAUGAACUGCGCUACUUCCAGAUCAGUCAGGAUGAUGAAGAGUCAGAGACUGACGAGUGAACUUGUAGUCUGCGAGGGGUGUGAUGGGUGUAUCAGGUCUUGCAUCCAUGGUUACGUCUUCUGUCGUAUGCAGCUUGAUGACUUGAAAUAAAUGUGUACACCCAAA